This is a messenger RNA of Amoebophrya sp. A120, 450 nucleotides long. The record is from the annotation of a GenBank genome assembly. NCBI's taxonomy places the organism in Eukaryota, Dinophyceae, Syndiniales, Amoebophryaceae.
CAUAGCUCGACCGCAAGCGAUGGUCUAUCUGUCAACCCGUACGGCGACUAUCUCGCCGGGUCGGAGGGAGCGGCACCCAUCGGAUAUUACGGGGUGUCCACCAUGACCGACGUGCCCUUCUACACCUUGCUCAUUCGGAAGACCCGGUACAUACCCCCGCUAACGCAAUCGGCCUGGUGGGAGGUGCGGUUCGCGGACGGUGUUCCGCGCCCCGUGGAGGGGUUUUUUCUGCAGCAGUCGGGCACUUCAACCCUCGCGGGAGCGCUUUUGGUGUACAACGAUGACGAGUCCUACUUUCGGAGCAACGUAUACGACUGGGACAGUUACGUCCCCAGCCCCUUGUCGGGGGGCAGUGAGAGUGCGCGCACCUCCUGGGUCAAUGUGCACCGGUGGGUGUUCAGCAUUCGCCUGGUGUCCGCGCUCGGCCCCGACAAGGACGGAAACCGAGAC